Pangasianodon hypophthalmus (striped catfish) is the source of this 1490-nucleotide messenger RNA. RefSeq names its product cellular retinoic acid binding protein 1b (gene crabp1b). NCBI's taxonomy places the organism in Eukaryota, Metazoa, Chordata, Actinopteri, Siluriformes, Pangasiidae. Gene Ontology annotation, molecular function: fatty acid binding. The transcript has 4 exons. The record is from RefSeq and is a predicted model, not a curated record. Gene Ontology annotation, biological process: fatty acid transport. Bases 211 to 624 code for a protein of 137 amino acids. Gene Ontology annotation, cellular component: cytosol; nucleus.
CACACCCCGUCUUCACUAGUGGUCCAGAGGAACACAGCACAGUGAGACAGAGAGAGAGGGUGGAUGAGAGGGGAAGAAUAAGAAAAGAGGAAGGAAAAGAAAGAAAGCGUGUCAGACUCUGAGAGUUACAUCGAUUUUUAUAAAACCUACUAGACAUUUUAACCAUUUUUUUUCUUUUUGUCGAGUAGCUUAAACCGGAUAAAAACAAAGAUGCCUAACUUUGCAGGGACCUGGAAGAUGAAAAGCAGUGAAAAUUUCGAAGAGCUGCUCAAAGCCCUCGGGGUGAAUGCCAUGCUAAGGAAAGUGGCCUGUGCUGCGGCGUCUAAGCCCUCAGUGGAAAUCCGUCAGAACGGAGAGCAGUUCUACAUCAAGACCUCGACCACCGUCAGGACCACGGAAAUCAACUUUCAGAUAGGACAGGAGUUCAAUGAGGAAACAGUGGAUGGACGAAAAUGCAAGAGCCUGGCCACAUGGGAGACGGAAAAUAAGAUCGCCUGUAAGCAGACGCUGUUGGACGGAAAUGGCCCGAAGACAUACUGGACCCGAGAGCUGAGAGGGGAUGAGUUGAUCCUGACGUUCGGAGCUGAUGACGUGGUAUGCACAAGGAUUUAUGUGCGGGAAUGAGCCCCACGAGAAGCAGAUGAGGAAAUCAGUCAGCGCUCACAGAAGUGACACUUCAUUUCCACUUUACAUUACAGGGCUUUUUGUACCAAUUUUUAGGAACCUGUGGAAUAGCUUUCUUACACAUACUGGACCAUGAAACGUAAUAGCAGUGACUCUUUAUAUACGUUGAUAGUAUUUGAUAUAGGGCGUGUAGACAAGUGUAAUACAAUGUAAGUGCUAUUCAUACUAUAACUUCCCAUAUAUUUUUAUGUUUUUAUGUUUAAUUGCUUUGUAGUAGUUUCAUUAAAAUUACUAUAAAUAAUAGUGGUCGUUAUAGUCAUAGUUACAUUGUGGGAGUCCUUUCAUUUCACAGCAGCAAUAAGAACAUGGGUAAUAAUAAUAAUAAAAAAUCCUGGCAGACAUUUUACCACAAAAAUCAGUGUAUAUCAGUGGAUGGAACAUCUCGUUGCCAAUAGCAUGAAUGACUAAAAAAAAAAAUAAAAACAUAUUGGCUUGACUGAUGUUUAACUGCAGAAAUGUUUGGAUUUAUAAGCAGCCAUCUGAGAGUGUAAGCUUACUCACAUAUGUGCAUAAGAGGUCUCCAUGUCAAUAUUUUGUUCCGCAUAACAAAAAACUGUCUACAACUGCAGUCAAAGAUAUUUGCUGUUGACCAAUUGACGUUCUGUAGAUCUGAGCAUCAGUAUCAGGGUUUUUAAAAAAAAUUACAUUUUCAUUAAUCACAGGAAGACAACAAAACAAAUGAAACAACUUGUCUGCAUAAAUAGAAACACAAAUGGAUUAAAAAUAAUAAUAAUUAAAUAAAUAAAAAAUAAAACAACUUGUCUGCCCAAUUAGGAGCACAUAAUAAUAAUAAUAAUAAUAAUAAU